Molecule: messenger RNA, 3298 nt
Organism: Python bivittatus (Burmese python)
Lineage: Eukaryota; Metazoa; Chordata; Lepidosauria; Squamata; Pythonidae
Gene: MCPH1
Product: microcephalin 1
Biological process (GO): mitotic cell cycle
Source: RefSeq, a predicted model, not a curated record
AUGGAGCUUAACAACGGCCGGCCUGUUUUAACAGGUGUUGUAGCAUAUGUUGAAGUAUGGUCAUCCAGCAGAACAGAAAACUACUCAAAAGUCUUUAUUCAACAGCUUCUUGAUAUGGGAGCAAAAAUUUCUAAGACUUUGAAUAAGCAAGUUACUCAUGUGGUCUUUAAAGAUGGACUCCUGUCUACAUGGAAUAGAGCUCAAAAGGCUGGAAUUAAACUAGUGUCAGUGCUUUGGGUAGAAAAAUGCCGAGAAGCUGGAACACGUGUUGAUGAGUCAUUAUAUCCUGCAAUGAAUACUAACGAAGGGUUGCCUCAGUUUAUUAAAAAGCACAAAUGCAUGCAGCCCAAAGAUUUUUUUGGAAAAACUCCAGAGAAAAAUCGGAAAUUACAAAAGAGAAUGGAAAUUAUGGCUAAAGAGUUAGAAAUGCAAAGAGCAGUAACAGAAACAGACAUGCCAGUUUUAUUAUUUGAAGAUGAUGGUUCACUGGCAUACAGCCCAGCAAGUAAAAUAAAGUAUCAAUGCAGUGCAAUGGAGAGAAGAAUAAAGGACAUGAAGGAGAAAAGAGAAAAUGUUUCUCCUACUGCUUCACAGUUAUCUCAGAUGUCUGACUUUGGCCCUGCUGUUGUGUCUACAAACUCAACUUCAGCAUUGACUUUAGAACUUGAGACUAGUCACCUUUUAAAUUCAAGUUUUGUUAAUAUGAUCGGAAAUCCUGAAACCGAGAACCUCGGAAAGAAAUCAGAUGACUAUUUGGGUAAUACUGAAAAUGUGAUGGAUGUUUCCAGAGCUGAAUUAUGUAGCUCUUCAGAAUCCACAAGUGACUCUAAACAUGCAAGUGUAAAGCGAUUGAGUGGUAAACAUUUAAAGAAAGAAUUAAUCCUGCCUGAUAACAAAGGAUGUGAUUUCCUUGUCAAAAAGUCAAUAAUUGAUAUGCCUUCCACCCCAAAGCGCAAAGAGAGUAUUAACUGGCUUUCAGCCAUAGCUGAUAAUCCCCUUCCUCAGGUGAACAACUUGGACUAUAGAGUUUCUGCAGAAAAUCUGAUCCAUUAUGAACUUACUGAAAAUACCAACAACAGUAAUUCUGAGAAUGACUUUCCUUCAGUUAAUCUAACAACUAGAUGUUCUCCUAUUUGCAAACAACAAAAAUAUCAUAGAAGGAAAUCAAGCCUUGGACUGAAGGCCUCCACAUUACAUGAUAAAGAACCUCAGAAUGACUUCUUGCAUGCAGUGCUCACUCCGAUUAAAGAUUCUACUAAAGAUCAAGAUUCUUCUUUUGAAGAUUAUUUUUCACCUUCUAACUGUACUAAAAAUAAAAUAAGAGCCAGCCUUCCUUUUCCAUGUCAGCAGAAGUUACAGAAUAAGGAAAUCAAGUAUAACUCUCGCAGAAGUAAAUCAGAUAAUACGUUGCAGUGUUCUAGUCAAACAAGUGCAAGUUACAGCAGAAAGAGGAAAAGAAUGACUGAGAUUACUAAGGAUGCGGUUACUGAGUUCAUGCUAUCUACACCUCUUCAAAGGAAAAAAACAGAUGUAAACUGUAUAUCAAACAGUGAAAAUGGAAACAUAGUAGAAACAUCAGACCGUUUUUUAAAUUUCAACAUUGAGGAACAGAUCUUCACAGCCAGUUCUCCUACAGCUGAUAAUGCCAAAUUUUCGAUGAGUGAUGCCAGAGAUGUUGCUUGUGAACUUUUGGGGGACCAUAUGAAUAAGCCUAAUAGGAAAUUAAAGAUUACUGGGAGAAUCAAAAAGCCUUUGAGAACAUUAGUCAUGACAAGCAUGUCCUCUGAGAAGCAGGAUGUAAUUGUACAGGUAGUGAAGAAGCUGGGAGGAUUUCUAUCUUCUGAUGAAGUAUGCAAAAAUACAAGUCAUGUAAUUGCAGGGAGCCCCCGCCGGACUUUAAACAUACUGAUGGGAAUUGCUCGAGGCUGCUGGAUUGUCUGUUAUGAUUGGGUUUUGUGGUCUCUGGAACAUGGCUACUGGAUUUCUGAAGAACCCUUUGAACUGUCAGUGGAUUUCCCUGCAGCUCCUAUUUCCCGAUUUCAGCGUGACCUUCCAAAAGAAAAAGAUUAUCAGAAACUCUUUGCCAAUCAACCUAUAAUGUUUGUAUCUCAUACAAGUCAGCCACCCUAUCAGAAGCUCUGUGAGUUGGUGCAGCUUUGUGGAGGAAAAGUAUGUAAAACCCUCCGUCAAGCUAAAAUUUGUAUUGGACCGUGCAAAGUUGGAAAGUAUGUGGAUAUGCAAUGUUUAUCAGAAAAAUGGAUUACAGAUUCAAUCACCCAGUACAGGAUCUGCCCUCUUGAAAACUACUUGUUGCAGAAGAAGGUUUAGUCUGCAUCAAGGAUGGGUUACCAAUUAAUACCACAAUUUUUGGGCUUCAUCUAGGAAAUGGAACAAUUAACACCACUGUGCUUCAGUUUGUAAAUGUUGAACAAGUUGAAAGCCAAAAAAAAAAAACCAAAAAAAAAAAAAAAAAAGGAUAAUGUUGAAAUGGGGAAAGGAGCAACAGUUCUAAAAUCCGCACUCAGUCUUACCCAGGGCACGGUCUAGGCAAAAAAUACUGUGUCAACAGGCACUGAGCAGUACAUUUAAUAAAAAUCUGUCAGCUGAGCUAGAGCAAGAGACAAUUCCCAUUCCUCCUGUAAUCGCUUAACCUCCAGAGCAGAAAGCAUGUCACGUGGAUAGAAAUCUACUCGUGCAAUGUUUGAUUUCAUCCAUUAUACUUGACCUAAAAAACUACAAUAUUUUAUCUCACUGGAUGUUACACUAGGCUGUAAAUAAAUCUUUCUGGUGUAUAUUAAGUCAAAGCCGAUAAACUAUGAAGACAUAAUAGAUGAAACAGACUAUUUUUUUUUAAUUCUUUAUAAACAGAAAACCUUGUCUGCUGCUUUAUAUGAACUUUUCACCAAAAUGCCAACUGGGGGUUACUUUACAAACAAGGAACCAUCCUUCACAGACAACAAACUUAUGAACCCCUUUAUUAAGUAACUUGCUGCCAAGGCAGCAAUAUAUCAUGGUCUGAAAUAGAAAUAUUUUAAUAAAAAGUGACAUGUGAACACAUGGUUUCCAGUAAACAGCAAAAUAUCGUUUUUAAAAUUAUGCUUAAAAGUUUUUCUAUCACGAUCUUUUAGCCCUCAUAAAUGUUUUACACACACAAACCUGUCAUCACUAAUUUAUGUAACCAAACAUUCCAAAAUAGUUUUCUCAUAAAUUCUCUUGAAAUGAAUUUCAAAUUGUAAAUAAAGGAAUCUCUGGGGAAAACUCUUCAUUUUUAUUAAGCACAUAUGUAACACAUUUUACA